AAUGCUGCCACUGUUAUGCUCGACGGCGAGGCCAAGAGAUACAGUCAACAGUAUGGCAAGUUUCACGUGUUGUCGGAUUUUGAUGAAGGUAAACGUAGCUGUAGAAGAAAGUUAGAGCGCCAUAACAAUAGGAGGCAAAGAAAGCCAGCAGAUUCAAGAGCUGAAGCUUCUCAUGAACCUCUACCUGUUGCACAAAAUGAGGAUUCAAAUAAUGAUGGGGAAACAGGAAAAGGUUUAGAUUCUUCAAAUUUGAGUUGUGAAAUAAAUGAAAAAGAAGCGUCACUGGAUCUUGAAGAUGAACCAGUUGCCAAUCUGAACUCAGCUCCUGAUAUGCAGAAUAUUACAAAUGACAGUGUUAUGACUUUUCUUACUUCUGGGGAAACACAAGUGAAUAGUGGAAAAGAUGCUUCCAACCUCUCUAACUCUCCUUCAUAUUGUGACAAUAAGAGUGCUUAUUCAUCUUUGUGCCAAACAGGUCGGAUUUCUUUCAAGCUUUAUGAUUGGAACCCUGCAGAAUUUCCUAGAAGGCUACGCCACCAAAUAUUCCAAUGGUUGGCGAGUAUGCCUGUUGAGCUUGAGGGAUAUAUCCGCCCAAGGUGUACCAUCCUGACAAUUUUUCUUGCCAUGCCAAAGAAUAUGUGGAUAUAUUUAUAGGAAGACCCUAUGUACUAUGUGCGCGAUCUUGUUGCUCCUGGAAAGUUCCUAUCUGCUAGAGGCAAUGCACUAAUUUAUCUGAAUGAUAUGUUCUUCCGCGUUAUGAAAGAUGGAACUUCUAUGACAAAAUUCAAGGUAAAUAUGCAGGCACCAAGGCUUCACUAUGUUCAUCCCACAUACUUUGAGGCUGGAAAACCUCUGGAGUUUGUUGCUUGCGGAAGUAACUUAAUGCAGCCUAAGUUUCGGCUUCUUGUAUCUUUUUCUGGAAAGUAUCUGAAGUGUGAAUAUUGUGUUCCAUCUCCACAUAACUGGACUGGGAACAAUAUGUCAUGUGCUUUUGAGAAUCAGUUAUACAAGAUAUAUGUCCCUCAUACAGAGGAAACUCUCUUUGGGCCUGCAUUUAUUAAGGUGGGAAUUCUCUUAUUUUUGUGUUUCCUUUACUAUGUGAUGAUGACGUGGAUUUUUUUUCCUGACCAUGAUGCUUUUUGGCCGGUUGAAUGUGAUUUCUUUUCUUUCUGAUUCACUAACUUGUGCCUUUUUAUACAAACAAAUUUGGUUGGAUUAUAAUAUUUCAACAUUUGUGCAUAAAAA
Molecule: messenger RNA, 1245 nt
Organism: Arachis ipaensis
Lineage: Eukaryota; Viridiplantae; Streptophyta; Magnoliopsida; Fabales; Fabaceae
Source: RefSeq, a predicted model, not a curated record